AACAAGGAACUUUAGCCAUUUAAGAUAUUUAUGCUGCAAUGCAAAGUUAUAGUGAGAAAGUAAAAAUUGUAAGAAAAGCAAAUUUCGCGAGCCGACAACUGGUGGCUACCGCAGAUCUCUUGCCAGGCGAUGUUAUCUUGGAAGAGCAACCCCUGCUGGUGGCACCUCAUUGGGAGUGUGAGCAAAUGAAGUGCAGCCAAUGUAUGCUGGAUUCGUUUGUGAUGUGCAAGAAAUGCGAAUUCUUUCCGCUAUGUAUCGAUUGCGCCAACCAUAACUCCUACGACUGUGAUUUCUUCUGCAACACGGGAGCUGGCGCUAAGAUUUCCAAAAAUCUUCUCGUCGAGAAUUAUGCCAUUUAUGGAGUACUCAAAUUACUCUUACUCAUGGAAAAUCCAACCAGUGGUGAACAGUGCGCUGCUUUGAGUGCUACGCCGGGCGCUGCCGUUGUUGAUAGUGAUGCUUGGCAGGAGCGUGAGGUGCACAUUGUAAAUCCUCUACUACAGUCGGGCAUAGCACAAGCCUUCAAGCAGGUCAAGGUCACACACGAGCUGCUCCACACACUUUGUUGGCGUAUCGAUGCCAACGCUUUCGAAGUGGCCGCAAGCGAUGGCAACACGUUGAAGGGCGUGUAUGUGUGUUGCGCACAACUGCCACAUAAUUGUGUGCCCAAUACCGUGGUCACCAUCGAUGAAGAGUUCCACCUGAAACUGUAUGCUUCGGUGCGCAUACGUGCCGGCGACAUCAUCUACAAUUCAUAUACGAAUCCACUAAUGGGCACCAGCCAACGCCAACAUGAGCUGCGUCUGACGAAGGGCAUUGAAUGCACGUGUGCGCGUUGUAGUGAUCCACUUGAGCUUGGUACGCACAUGAGUUCUCUGAAGUGUCAGCAAUGUGCUACCGGCUUCGUGGUUUGCACUGGGCCUAUACGUGAUGGCAAGCGCAGCGGUGAGUGGAAGUGCACUAGCUGUGGCGCCACUAUGGACACGGCGAUGGUGAAAGAGUUGCUGGUAGAUGUUGGCGAAGCGUUACUAGAGACCAACAGUGAGUUGUUAGCGUACGAGUCUUUGCUGGAUAAAUAUGGUGGACGCUUUCAUCAAAAUCAUUUUGUUUUGGUGGAGAUCAAACAGAAUAUUGCAGCCAUAUUGCGCGCUAUACUCAUGAACCCGAUGUGUGUGCCUGGCCAGGAUUUGUUAGAACGAAAGUUGCAGUUGUGCGAGGAAUUGAUGCCAUUGGUGCGCACAGUGUUGCCAGGUAUAUCGAAAUUGUAUGGCAUUGCGUUGUAUGAGUACCUGCUCUCCUAUAUGGAAUUGGCCGAGUUGAUGUACGAGGACAAGGAAGCGGGGAAUGCGGCGUUGAUUUUUCAGGAAAAGUUGGAGAAUGCGCGGGAUAUUGCCGCUAAGGCCAAAGAGAUGUUACGAUUCGAGCCGAGCAAUUCACCGGAGGGUCAUUUGGUGAGUCGCAUUGCAAUGGAGCAGAAACGUAUUGAGGAGAAUUUAGGACAAUUGAAUUCGAAACGUAACGGUGUAUAGUGUUGUGUAAAGUAUGUGAAAAAAAUGUGUGAAUUUGCUUGAACGGAUAUUAAAUUAAA
Messenger RNA from Ceratitis capitata (Mediterranean fruit fly), 1588 nucleotides. RefSeq lists its product as uncharacterized. Bases 39 to 1529 code for a protein of 496 amino acids. NCBI's taxonomy places the organism in Eukaryota, Metazoa, Arthropoda, Insecta, Diptera, Tephritidae. The record is from RefSeq and is a predicted model, not a curated record. The transcript has 4 exons. Gene Ontology annotation, molecular function: protein binding.